Molecule: messenger RNA, 1332 nt
Organism: Paramecium pentaurelia
Lineage: Eukaryota; Ciliophora; Oligohymenophorea; Peniculida; Parameciidae
Source: the annotation of a GenBank genome assembly
AUGAAAUAUUUUCAAAAUGGAAUUAACUAAAUUUGUGCAUAAAUCAUUCGACCAUUAAGAGCUGAAUAUCAAUAAUAUGAUUUAGGUAUUUAUUAUUAUCUAUUAAUAAUUAUAGGACCUAUUUAAGAUUAAACAUAUACAAGAAAUGAUUUUGAUUUAGUUAAUCAUUGUUAAUAAAGGAUAAAAGUAUCACUAUUUUAAGGUAAUGUUUAAAGUGAUAUUUGUAUCAUUUAUUUACAUUCAGCUAAUGGUUGUAGAUUAGAAGCAUUAAGAUAUGUGAAUGAUAUCUUGAAUUAAAAUUAUAUGUUUCUUACUUUUGAUUUUACUGGUAGUGGUAUAUCAGAUGGAAAUCAAGUUACAUAUGGUUAUAGAGAAAUUUAUGAUUUGCAGACUGUUAUUACACAUAUUAGUUAAUAUGUUAAAACUAUUAUAUUAUGGGGAAGAUCUAUGGGUUCUGUAGUUGCUUUGCUAUAUAUGUAAUAAUUUCAAAAUGUUUUUGUCAAAUGUUUGAUACUUGAUAGUCCCUUUAUUUGUUUGUAAGAUGUAUUCAAAUUAUCCUAUUUGAGAUUGUAGUAUAAAUGGCUUCAAAAAGAACUAAAAUUCCAAAUUUCAUUUUGAAUUCUUUAUCAUCUUAUGUUUCAGAUGAAAUAAAAAAUCAAUGUGGUUUUACUUUGAAUGAGAUCAAUUGGUAAUUAUAUAUAUUUAAUAAUAUUUCUUAGUUUAAAUAAUAUAAAAUUUAUUAAUAUACCUGCAUUUUUUAUUACUUCAAAGAUUGAUACAGUAGUUUCAUAUGAAUAAACUGAAAAAUUAUAUAAUAAUUACUAAGGAAUCAAGACAAUCUAUUAUACUAAUUAAGAUCAUAAUGAAACAAGAGAUUUUACUUUGGUUGAUUAAAUAAUGUGUUGGUUAAAUCAUUAAUUAUUAAGUGUUGAUUAAAGAAUCAAAUAAAAAAUAAUAUUUAAAGAUCAUACAAUUCCAAUCAAAUUGAUUGAUCUUAAUAAUUUAAAUAAUAAAGAGAGAUCUUCAACAUUUGAUGGUACAAAUAUCAUUAUUUUAGAUAAUAGAAUAAUGUCAAUAUCUCCAAAACAAAAAAUUACAAAUGUUCAAUAAAGAUUUCAAUAAGUUUUAUAAACAUAGAGAUCAGCAUUCAUUGAGAGAUCUAUUUCUACUAAUAAAAUGAAUGUAUCUAUAGAUGUUUAUGAUACUAAUUAAAUUAAAUUAAUCAAUCAAAAUAAAAUCAAAUAAUAAAACUAUUAUAAUUAACAUACAAAACCUAUUACAUUUACAAAAGUACCAAAUAAAACAAGAGAUUCAAGUCAUCAUAGAUAUUGA